GCUCGUGAAAAGACAGGAGCUCAUGCAUCCGUGAUCUACGUACCCGCUCCCUUCGCGGCUGGCGCCAUUGACGAAGCGAUUGACGCUGAAAUUCCUCUCGUCGUAUGUAUAACCGAGGGAAUCCCACAGCAAGACAUGGUUCGUGUGAAGAAUCGUCUCAUGAAACAGAACAAGACUCGCCUUCUGGGUCCGAACUGUCCAGGAAUAAUAUCGGCGGAAGAGUGCAAAAUAGGCAUUAUGCCGGGACAUAUUCACAAAAAGGGUAUUAUUGGUAUCGUGUCACGGUCUGGUACGCUCACAUAUGAGGCAGUACAUCAGACGACGGCCGUUGGUCUCGGUCAAACGCUGGGUAUAGGAAUAGGAGGCGAUCCUUUCAAUGGCACGAACUUCGUCGACUGCCUUACUAUUUUCCUAGAAGAUCCUCAUACGAAAGGAAUAAUUCUGAUUGGAGAAAUCGGUGGUUCUGCAGAGGAAGAAGCUGCAGCAUUCUUGAAAGCAAAUAAUGUCGGUAAGUCAGCGAAGCCUGUAGCAGCAUUCAUCGCUGGUUUGACUGCUCCGCCAGGGCGGAGGAUGGGACAUGCUGGCGCAAUUAUCAGUCACGGAAAGGGUACUGCCACCGAGAAGAUUAAGGCGUUGAAAGAAGCAGGCGUGCAUGUAACAGACUCACCGUCAGAACUCGGUACUACCAUUGCGAAGGCCCUCUUAGACGAAGUAGCUCACCUUUAUGACAAAUAG
Molecule: messenger RNA, 735 nt
Organism: Ostertagia ostertagi
Lineage: Eukaryota; Metazoa; Nematoda; Chromadorea; Rhabditida; Trichostrongylidae
Source: the annotation of a GenBank genome assembly